GUUCCGGCUGCCUGUCAGUGCGCGGCUGCGGCCGAGGAAGGUGCGGCGGUUCCCGCGGUCGCGCUGUGGCCUGGCUGUGUCGCCGGGACGCGACCAUGAACCCGUGAGGCGACGCGGACUCGCGGACGCCGCCAUGUUCGGGCGCUCGCGGAGCUGGGUGGGCGGCGGCCACGGCAGGUCCUCCCGCAACAUCCACUCCCUGGACCACCUCAAGUACCUGUACCACGUUUUGACCAAAAACACCACAGUCACGGAGCAGAACCGGAACCUGCUGGUCGAGACCAUCCGCUCCAUCACAGAAAUCCUGAUCUGGGGAGAUCAGAAUGACAGCUCAGUAUUUGACUUCUUCCUGGAGAAGAACAUGUUCGUCUUCUUCCUGAACAUCCUGCGGCAGAAGUCGGGCCGCUACGUGUGCGUGCAGCUGCUGCAGACCCUCAACAUCCUCUUCGAGAACAUCGGCCACGAGACCUCUCUCUACUACCUGCUCUCCAACAACUACGUCAACUCCAUCAUCGUCCACAAGUUUGACUUCUCUGAUGAGGAGAUCAUGGCCUACUACAUCUCGUUCCUGAAGACGCUGUCCCUGAAGCUCAACAAGCACACUGUCCACUUCUUCUACAACGAGCACACAAACGACUUCGCCCUGUACACCGAAGCCAUCAAGUUCUUCAACCACCCCGAAAGCAUGGUGCGGAUCGCCGUGAGGACCAUCACGCUCAAUGUCUACAAAGUGGACAACCAGGCCAUGCUGCACUACAUCCGGGACAAGACGGCCGUGCCGUACUUCUCCAACCUGGUCUGGUUCAUUGGCAGCCAUGUGAUCGAGCUGGACAACUGUGUGCAGACAGACGAGGAACACCGGAACCGGGGCAAGCUGAGCGACCUGGUGGCGGAGCACUUGGACCACCUGCACUACCUCAACGACAUCCUCAUCAUCCGCUGCGACUUCCUCAAUGACGUGCUCACGGAGCACCUGCUGGACAGCCUGUUCCUGCCGCUGUACGUGCACUCACUCGAGCACCCUGACAAGGGAGGAGAACGGCCGAAAAUCAGCCUGCCGGUGUCUCUCUACCUUCUCUCCCAGGUCUUCCUCAUCAUCCACCACGCGCCCCUGGUGAACUCCUUGGCGGAAGUCAUCCUCAAUGGUGACCUGUCCCAGACCUUCGGCAAGACCGAGCAGGACGUGCAGAGAAGUGCCAAGCCCGGCGUUCGUGGCUUCGUGAAACCCACAGAGACCCUCGAGCGCUCGCUGGAGAUAAACAAGCAUAAGGGUCGGAGGCGGCAGCAGCGGAGGCCCAACUACAAGAACCUGGGCGAGGAGGAGGAGGAAGAGCGCCCACCCGCCCCCGCCCCCACCCCCACCCCCGAGGAGCCUGAGGACGCAGACAAGGCCAGGGCGCCAGAGGGCGGCCCUAAGGGUGUGAAGGCCAGCGGUGACAGCGAAGAGAUCGAGAUGGUGAUCAUGGAGCGCAGCAAGCUGGAGCUGGCAGCCGGCCCCACCCUGCAGGAGCAGAACACCACAGAUGAGGAGAAGAGUGCGGCCGGCGGGCUGGAUGGGCCUCCCUGGAGCAGGCCCUUCCUGGACAUGGUGCACCACGCCCUGGACAGCCCGGAGGACGACUACCACGCACUCUUCGUGCUCUGCCUGCUCUACGCCAUGUCGCACAACAGAGGCAUGGACCCCGAGAAGCUACGGCGGGUCCAGCUCCCAGUACCCAACGAGGCCGAGAAGACGGCCUACAACCACCUGCUGGCCGAGAGCCUCAUCCGCAUCAUGGGCAGUGCUGCCCAGCCAGAUGCCAAGAUCCGCCUGGCGACGCUGGAACUGAGCUGCCUGCUCCUGAGGCAGCAGGUGGUGACGGGCGAGGGCUGCAUUAUCAAGGAUGUGCACCUGGCCUGCCUGGAGGGCGCCAGAGAAGAGAGUGUCCACCUGCUGCGGCACUUCUACAAGGGGGAAGAGAUCUUUCUGGACAUGUUUGAAGACGAGUACAGGAGCAUGACGAUGAAGCCCAUGAACGUGGAAUACCUGAUGAUGGAUGCCUCCAUCCUGCUGCCCCCCACGGGCACCCCUCUGACGGGCAUUGACUUCCUGAAGCGGCUGCCCUGCGGGGACGUGGAGAAGACGCGGCGGGCCAUCCGGGUGCUGUUCAUGCUGCGGGCGCUGUCGCUGCAGCUGCGCGGGGAGCCCGAGACCCAGCUGCCCCUCACGCGGGAGGAGGACCUGAUCAGGACGGACGACGUGCUGGAUCUCAAUAACAGUGACCUCAUGGCCUGCACGGUCAUCACCAAGGACGGUGGGCUGGUACAGCGCUUCCUGGCAGUGGACAUCUACCAGAUGAGCCUGGUGGAGCCCGACGUGGCCCGACUGGGCUGGGGUGUCGUCAAGUUCGCAGGGCUACUGCAGGACAUGCAGGUGACCGGCGUGGAAGAUGACAGCCGUGCGCUGCACAUCACCGUCCACCGGCCGGCGUCCAGCCCACACUCACGACCCUUCCCCAUCCUGCAAGCCACCUUCGUCUUCUCCGACCACAUCCGCUGCAUCAUCGCCAAGCAGCGGCUGGCCAAGGGCCGCAUCCAGGCCCGGCGCGUCAAGAUGCAGAGGAUAGCAGCCCUGCUGGACCUGCCGCCGCAGCCGGCUACGGAGGUGCUGGGCUUUGGCCUGGCCGCCUCUGCACCCACACAGCACCUGCCCUUCCGCUUCUACGAGCACGGCCGGCGUGGCUGCAGUGACCCCACCGUGCAGCGCUCCGUGUUCGCCUCCGUGGACAAGGUACCAGGCUUCGCGGUGGCCCAGUGCGUCAGCAGCUCAGCCGCAUCCUCGCCGUCCCCGCCUUCGGCCAGCGGGAGCGCCAGUGGCUCCUCCACGCCCUCGGCCACCCACAGCCCCUCAGAUGACCCCCUGGCCACGCCGCCCCCAUCCAGCCUCACGGAGCCGCCGGACCCCUGCAGGACCCCGCCCAGGGCCCCCCCGGAGCCUGGCCUGGCCCCCAGCCUCACACCCGCCCCGCAGCCCCCCAUCUCCCUGCUCUGUGCCCCCGCGGCUGACGCCCUGAGCCUGGACGCCCUGACCCUCGUGCUGCCCGUGGACCCCUGCAGCCUCCGAAGCCUCACCAGCGGCCCCCCUGGAGACACCCCUGAGAAUGCCCCGGGAGACCCCGCGGGAGACACCCCCAGCACUGGCCUACAGCUCCAGGAGCCUGUGCAGCCCUGAGGCCCCCUAGCACCCCUUCUCCAAGCCCAGCUGGGCCCAGACACCCAGAUACCACCAGCACCCCUGCUCUGUCACUGCCCUGAGCAGGCCAGCAGCACCUGGGAAGGACUCAGCGCAGCACCCUGUACUCGGUCCCCACACGGGGCAGGUGUGAAGUGUAGGUGUCCAUGAGGGCAAGCGUCACUGUUCCCUGGGGGACUGACCCGGGGUCAGGUCGUGUGAGCAGAAGUGGGCAGGGCUCUGCCUCUUCCUCCUUGCCGUCUGUCUGUCCCUCUGUCACAGUGACCUCCAGGAUAUUCAGCCCCAGCCCUGAGGUGUGCCUGGGGGGGUCACAGCCAGCCUCAGGUCUGCCUCCCAGGGCCAUGUGGCCCCCCUGCCCCCACAGCACCCCCACCACCACGUUCACAGGAGGGACCGGGACACCUGGAUGCUGCUGAACUGUGUAGGACGCGGUGGGAGGGCUGCCCCAGGACCUCCCGCGGCCCGUGGGGGCAGAGCUGGGCUUCCCAUGGCGGAGGCCACGCGGGGCAAUGAGGGAGUUGGGGGUGCCCUGCCUUGCCCCCCACAGACACCCCUGAAGUCACCCCCACCCCCAAACAGGUCUUCACACUCUUGUCUGGGGGAGGGGCAGAUGCAAUAGCCGCUGUCCAGGCCGCUGGCCUCGGGACGCUGUCCUGUCCUCCCCCCAGAGCUGGGCACUGGGACCCAGGCUCCUGUGAAGCUGAACUUGGCAAUAAACCGCCACGUCACCAGGA
Messenger RNA from Erinaceus europaeus (western European hedgehog), 3966 nucleotides. It is a transcript of the gene CLEC16A, whose product is annotated as C-type lectin domain containing 16A. NCBI's taxonomy places the organism in Eukaryota, Metazoa, Chordata, Mammalia, Eulipotyphla, Erinaceidae. The transcript is spliced from 23 exons. Gene Ontology annotation, biological process: endosome to lysosome transport; regulation of autophagosome maturation; endosomal transport. The coding region runs from base 134 to 3211 and encodes 1025 amino acids. The record is from RefSeq and is a predicted model, not a curated record. Gene Ontology annotation, cellular component: endolysosome membrane; late endosome.